Salvelinus fontinalis (brook trout) is the source of this 4668-nucleotide messenger RNA. Its product is annotated as zinc finger protein 664-like. The record is from RefSeq and is a predicted model, not a curated record. The transcript is spliced from 2 exons. Gene Ontology annotation, biological process: regulation of cytokine production; negative regulation of transcription by RNA polymerase II; regulation of immune system process. The coding region runs from base 232 to 1551 and encodes 439 amino acids. NCBI's taxonomy places the organism in Eukaryota, Metazoa, Chordata, Actinopteri, Salmoniformes, Salmonidae.
CUUCUUUCAACAGCAACAGACAGUCAGACACCUCGAUAGCUUGAUAGACAAAAUAGACGAACCAAUAAAGCUCUUUAGACGCUUUAGUGUAUAUUAGCCACUGUAUUUUAAAACCACUUCUGUCGCCUAGUUAGUUAUCCGUUUUAAUUUCAUAUUUACGGUGUUGUAGUUAUUAGUCAGUUAGCGGGCUGGUUAAGUUAGCAUUAGCCUAGCUAGCUAACAUCUCCAACCAUGAGGUCACUAAGCUACUCUCUUGUUAAUGAAGAGAAGGACUGCUGGACGGAGAAAGAAGCUCUCGUCAAAGAGGAGAAGGAAGAGAAGGAUAUCACAGUAAAACAAGAAGUAGAGGGUGAGGCUGUUACAGUGAAAGAAGAAGAUACAGACAUUUCAGUGAAAGAAGAGGAAGACGCGUUCAGAUUGAAAGAGGAGGAAUAUGUUACAGUAAAAGAAGAGGAGAAAGAGGAGGAUGCAGUUUAUGGAGUGAAAGAGGAGGAGGGGGAGAUGACUGUCUCAUUGAAAAAGGAGGUGGAAGAAGAGGAGGAAACUGGAUUUCUGGACUCGGUUUCCCAAACGCAUCUUAACAAUGGUUCUAACGAUGAACGGGCCCUGGUUAACACAAGAGAGAGACGGGACAGUCGUGGAUCCUCUGGGGAGCCUCAACAACCUCAUGAUGCUGAAGAAGCAGAGAAGAGUCUCUCCAGAUCAGAACGCCUCAAUAAACACCUGCAGAGAUCCACAGGGAAGAGAACUCACUGCUGCUCUGACUGUGGGAAGAGAUUCACCUCAUCAGGCAUUACAAUUCAUCAGAGAAUCCACACAGGAGAGAAACCUUAUUGCUGUGUUCAAUGUGGGAAGAGUUUUACUACAUCUGUCUCUCUGACUUUACACCAGAGAAUACACACAGGAGAGAAACCUUAUAGCUGUGAUCAAUGUGGGAAGAGUUUUAGUACAUCUAGCCCUCUGAGAGUGCACCAGAGAAGACACACAGGAGAUAAACCUUUUAGCUGUGAUCAAUGUGGGAAGAGUUUUACUACAUCUGGCUCUCUGACUUUACACCAGAGAACACACACAGGAGAGAAACCUUAUAGCUGUGAUCAAUGUGGGAAGAGUUUUACUAGAUCUGGCCAUCUGACAGUACACCAGAGAACACACACAGGAGAGAAACCUUAUGGCUGUGAUCAAUGUGGGAAGAGUUUUACUAGAUCUAGCUAUCUAACUAUACACCAGAGAAUACACACAGGAGAUAAACCUUAUAGUUGUGAUCAAUGUGGGAAGAGUUUUACUAGAUCUAGCUAUCUAACUAUACACCAGAGAAUACACACAGGAGAUAAACCUUAUGGCUGUGAUCAAUGUGGGAAGAGUUUUACUAGAUCUGGCCAUCUGACAUUACACCAGAGAACACACACAGGAGAGAAACCUUAUAGCUGUGAUCAAUGUGGGAAGAGUUUUGUUCAAUCUAGCCAACUGACAGUGCACCAGAGAACACACACAGGAGAGAAACCUUAUAGCUGUGGUCAUGUGGGAAGAGAUACUCUGGUAAAAGAUCUCUGAUCAAACAUCAGAAAAUACAUGAAGGAGUUUUUUCAUGAUAUUAAUUAAAUAAUGUCACAAUGUAGAUUAUUUUAACAUUGUAGUAGGAGUAUUUUAAUGAAUGUCAAUGUAGAACCCUAAAUGUUUGCCCCCUGUUCAAUUGAUUUUACCCUCAGGGAAAAUCCAGGCUCUGAAUUGAAAGAGUUACUAUUUAUGUGAUUUAACAAAAAGUGACUAACAAAAAAGAAUUGUGUUACACUUACCACGUUGGUGACCCACUGGAAUCACAAUGUAGCUAGCUGUUUACCACGUUGGUGACCCACUGGAAUCACAAUGUAGCUAGCUGUUUACCACGUUGGUGACCCACUGGAAUCACAAUGUAGCUAGCUGUUUACCACGUUGGUGACUCACUGGAAUCACAAUGUAGCUAGCUGUUUACCACGUUGGUGACCCACUGGAAUCACAAUGUAGCUAGCUGUUUACCACGUUGGUGACCCACUGGAAUCACAAUGUAGCUAGCUGUUUACCACAUUGGUGACCCACUGGAAUCACAAUGUAGCUAGCUGUUUACCACGUUGGUGACCCACUGGAAUCACAAUGUAGCUAGCUGUUUACCACGUUGGUGACCCACUGGAAUCACAAUGUAGCUAGCUGUUUACCACGUUGGUGACCCACUGGAAUCACAAUGUAUCUAGCUGUUUACCACGUUGGUGACCCACUGGAAUCACAAUGUAGCUAGCUGUUUACCACGUUAGUGACCCACUGGAAUCACAAUGUAUCUAGCUGUUUACCACGUUGGUGACCCACUGGAAUCACAAUGUAGCUAGCUGUUUACCACGUUGGUGACCCACUGGAAUCACAAUGUAUCUAGCUGUUUACCACGUUGGUGACCCACUGGAAUCACAAUGUAGCUAGCUGUUUACCACGUUGGUGACCCACUGGAAUCUCAAUGUAGCUAGCUGUUUACCACGUUGGUGACCCACUGGAAUCACAAUGUAGCUAGCUGUUUACCACGUUGGUGACCCACUGGAAUCACAAUGAAACACUCCAAAAUGUUUAGGUUUUCAAUAUAUCCCAAACUGUGUCUGCAUAUUGGUUAUUGAUUUGGACACGUUAAAACUGUGUUUUGAUAUUGCACUAUUCCCAUUUAGCAAAAUGUCAUUCAAUUUUAUUAACAAUCUGACAUCACUCCAGUAUUUCUUGACAACAUUCAAAUGCUAAUUGUCUUUAUUCCACUACUGAAGAAUCAUGACUCAAAUCACCUCAUAUAUUCAAACAUUCAGCCUGAUAAAAUAUACAUGUUUUAUUAUUCCAUGCCUCACCAUUAAGUUAAUUAUUGCCAAUACAUAUUAACAAAGGGGUGAACAUUUGGUUUUGAUAUUUCAUAUUAUGUAACAUUUAGUAAUCAUAGUUAUUCAUGCAACCAACUUGACAUUUUUGGGUACAAUUAUAUUGACAUUGUUACCCUGCUUUUAUAUCCAACAACAUGCCUAUCUAGUGAACCCUGAAAAGAGAGAGAAGCUCCGCAGUGAGGUGGAAAGUUACUACUGAUAUCGCAGGAGUUUCCUCUUGAAAUCAGACAUGUCUGUGUUAAGGAGAACCUGGUUGCUGAUUAUCUCAAGGGUGGGCAGUCAAAUAGAUUUGUGUUUUGCAUUUAGCCAGUGAGUUACCAUGAUCACAAUUUAUUUUGACACGUUUUUCCCGUGUUGGAGAUUAGUUUUAUCUCUUAUUCUUUUCUGUGUUUUUUUGAAACGGCACUGUUAAGGGCUCGUAAGUAAGAGUUCCAGUGUUGUAUCCGGCGCAUGUGACUAAUACAAUUUGAUUUGAGUUUUGUUUGGGCUCGUUCCAAGGGGACGAGAGUUCUAGAAGCUAGUGGGUUUUAGGGAGACGAGAGUUCUAGAAGCUAGUGGGUUUUAGGAAGACGAGAGUUCUAGAAGCUAGUGGGUUUUAGGGAGACGAGAGUUCUAGAAGCUAGUGAGUUUUAGGAUUCUAUGGAAAGAAAAAUGAUUAAAAAAAUAAUACGAUUGUAUAUUAUUAUUUAGAAGAAUGUGUUUUUUCUUGUUUUUAAAUGUUGACAGCCAGUAGACACUAUGUUUAUAUUGUAGAAGGUGAAGCAUUGUAGAUGAUUAUGUGAAAUGGAAGUUGUAGAGAUACUCUGAAUGAUUGGCUAUGAAAAGCUAACUGACAUUUACUCCUGAGGUGCAGAUCUGUUGCACCUUCGACAACCACUGUGAUUAUUAUUAUUUGACCCUGCUGGUCAUCUAUGAACGUUUGAACAUCUUGGCCAUGUUCUGUUAUAAUCUCCACCCGGCACAGACAGAAGAGGACUGGCCACCCCUCAGAGCCUGGUUCCUCUCUAGGUUUCUUCCUAGGUUCUUGUCUUUCUAGGGAGUUUUUCCUAGUCGCCGUGCUUCUACACCUGCAUUGCUUGCUGUUUGGGGUUUUAGGCUGGGUUUCUGUACAGCACUCUGUGACAUCAGCUGAUGUAAGAAGGGCUUUAUAAAUACAUUUGAUUGAUUGUACAACUGAAUGCAUUCAACUGAAAUGUGUCUUGGGUGCACUGAUUGGUGUCACCUCGUUAGUCAGUAUGUGUUACACCUGUGCUGGCUUGUCCAUCUCGUUAGUGGGAAGGUGUUUCACCUGAGCUGGUCCAGGUUCUAUUUAAGAGUGUCUGGCCCAGUAUUCCAGUUGUCUUGAUAGAUGUGGAGAGUCAACACCUUUAGUUGCUCCACCUUUUUGGUUUGCUUCCUGUCUUUUAAGUUUGGUGUGGGUUUUUCUUUUGUUUGCCUCUUCUUGGGCAGAUUUAGUGGUUCUCAUGAUGGGUGUCUUUUAGGUCCCAGUUGUUGUUACUAGUCAACUUUCAUUGGACACCCCAUAGUGUCUUUCAGAGCCCCUCCUAAAAAACAAGCUUAUAUUUUGGGUUGGAUAUUGCAUCCAAUUCAUAUUUUAAUCAAUGGCAUUUCCUUAGGAUGCUCAUUAGUCUUUCAGUUGUUAGUCUUCUGUUUGUUGUGUACUAAAUAUUUCAUUUUUUUAUUUGUUUUUUUCUGUGAAGCCAUUGUGUUGCAUCCAUGUCUAAAAUGUGCUGUAUAAAUAAAUCUUGAUUUGAUUUCAACAAAUGAACCCAAUGACUGACCAAUC